AUGUCCUUUUUGCAUUUUGGAAAACAGUACGAGACGCAUCAAGCCAUGGUCGCGGAUAUUCGGUUGAUGUGCAACAACGCUCGACACUACAACGAAGAGGGCUCGGGUGUAUAUAACGAUGCCGUUUGUUUAGAACGCGUGGUCAAAAAAAAGCUUAAAAGUCUUGGCCCGUACACAACUAAGGAAGCAGUGCCCAGUGCUCCCAACUCCCAAUGCACUCCAAAUGCAACUUGGGUCAAUCGAAGAGGAUCCGCGGGAACUACACAGCAGUUGUUAUCCUCGGGGGUUGCUGGCCAAACUCUGCUUGCAGCUUCACCUGGAACCGAGGUUCCAGGUAGUCCAAAUGCCAAUAUGAUAGUCUCUCAGCAACAAACACAUCAGUCUAUUCAACAAAUGCAUCAAGCUCAUGCCCAGCAACAACAGCAACAACGUCAGCAACACCAACAACAGCAGGCGCAGGCCCACGCACAACUCCAGCAACAAUUGCUGCAACAGCAACAACAGCAGCAAGCACAUGCUCAGCAGCAGGCCGCUCUCCAGCAACAUGCUCAACUUCCUUUGUUGCAGCGUCUGAUGUUAGAACUCUUUCAAACCGUACGAGAGUAUUGUGUGGACGGCCGCCUUCUUUCAGCGCCCUUUAUGCGUCUACCGACUCGUGCUGAGCUUCCCAGCUACUAUGAGUUUAUCAAACGGCCAGUAGAAAUGCAACAAGUAGCCAGGCUACUUGUGCAAUCUGGCUACUCGAAUUUAGGAGUCGGGUUCGACGAAUUUUGUGCAGAUCUCUUCCUCAUGUUUGAUAACGCUUGCAAGUUCAAUGAACCAGAUUCUCAAAUCUACAAGGAUGCGCUGACCCUGCAUCGUGUUGCUUUGGCUAAGCGAAGAACCCUCUUGAUGUCUGCGUCGGGACAGCCAGCAGGACUAUCGCCCUUGCCACCAUCUUCUCCGCCCGACAUUACCACUGGGCUGCGUCGUCUUCUCACCAGUUUACACAACGCCAUGCUAACUGCCUGCGACACUGAUGGACGCGGGUUGGUCGACUCACUUAUUGCAGGUGAUGGAACAGAGGCGAGCCGGACUUCGAGUACUGCUGCCCGACUUGCUGGCUUGCAUAGAGCUGUGGCAGCCGGUGCCUACAGACGUCUGGAUCGUCUUCAAGCAGAUUGGUUGGGCGUGCUACGGCGAGCCAGAGUUGGCGAACCCUGUAAUUGGGCUUCUAAAGGGGAUGAUUCGGAAGAAAAAUAUAAACAUAAAAGAAAAGUGAGCGAGGUCGGGGCGAAGGCAAAUUUGGAUGCAUCUACAGAUGAAGGAAGCCUAUCUAGCCCUGCUGCAGGAAGCACGGAAAUUGAGGCAGAAACAGAGUCUUUACGACGCCGCUGGCACCAGCAGCAAGCGCCUACGCGCCAGCAACGAGCAGAUGCUGCGGAGUUGGCAAGACGCUGGGUUCGGCUUAGAGACGAGCUUUGUCGUAGACAGAAACUCCCAGAGGCCGAGGCUGGAGUAGGUCAAGUAGAACCUUAA
Protopolystoma xenopodis is the source of this 1518-nucleotide messenger RNA. Lineage: Eukaryota; Metazoa; Platyhelminthes; Monogenea; Polystomatidea; Polystomatidae. The record is from the annotation of a GenBank genome assembly.